Messenger RNA from Medicago truncatula (barrel medic), 1965 nucleotides. Its product is annotated as probable serine protease EDA2. Gene Ontology annotation, cellular component: vacuole. The transcript has 12 exons. The record is from RefSeq and is a predicted model, not a curated record. Gene Ontology annotation, molecular function: dipeptidyl-peptidase activity; serine-type exopeptidase activity. Lineage: Eukaryota; Viridiplantae; Streptophyta; Magnoliopsida; Fabales; Fabaceae. The coding region runs from base 210 to 1655 and encodes 481 amino acids. Gene Ontology annotation, biological process: proteolysis.
ACACACCUCCAUCUUUCGUAAAUUUCUUGACUAUCAUCAUCAUACACAAACAAACAAUAUGCCAUUUUUGUUUGAAGCGUAACUAAGAAUUUCAUUUUCCACCAAAAAGAAAUUAAAUUGAGCUAAUAAUUUCCAUUAUAUAUUAGACUCAACAUUCCAUUUUUUUCUUCAACUAAUCCUAACCGAAUCGAAUCAAUCGCAAGAAGAAGAUGAAACCAGCUUGUUCAUUGUUGUUUUUGUUUCUGUGUUUCUCAUGUGUAUUUUGUUUCAUUCCACCUCGUACGCUACUUCUUGACAAAUUGUCUGAAGGAAGAUUCCUCAGCACUGAUGUCAUAUGGUUCAAUCAAACUCUCGAUCACUUUUCUCCAUAUGAUCACCGUCAAUUCCGGCAACGUUACUAUGAAUUCCUAGACUAUUUCCGGGCUCCGGAUGGACCAAUUUUCUUGGUGAUAGGUGGUGAAGCAACAUGCAAUGGGAUAGUAAAUGACUAUAUUGGUGUACUGGCAAAGAAGUUCGGAGCAGCUGUGGUUUCUCUUGAACAUCGCUAUUAUGGAGAAAGUACCCCAUUUGAUACUUUCUCGACGGAAAAUUUGAAAUAUCUUUCAUCCAAGCAGGCACUCUUUGAUUUGGCUGUUUUUCGCCAGUAUUAUCAGGAUUCUUUAAAUGCAAAGCUGAAUAGAUCAGGAGUUGAAAAUCCAUGGUUCUUUUUCGGUGGCUCAUAUUCUGGAGCACUCAGUGCAUGGUUCCGUCUUAAGUUUCCCCAUUUAACAUGCGGAAGUCUUGCCAGUUCUGCCGUUGUUCUUGCUGUUCAAGACUUCGCCGAAUUCGAUCAACAGAUUGGUGAGUCAGCUGGUCCUGAGUGUAAAGCAGUAUUACAAGAAACUACUCAACUCGUUGAAACAAAGCUUGCAGACGAUGGAAAGGCACUGAGAUCAAUUUUUAAUGCAGAUGAUCUUGAAAUUGAUGGAGACUUCUUGUACUAUCUGGCUGAUGCUGCUGUUAUAGCGUUUCAGUAUGGAAAUCCAGAUAAGUUAUGCAAGCCUUUGGUUGAUGCAAAGAACGCUGGCGAGGAUUUGGUGGAUGCAUAUGCCAAAUAUGUCAAAGAGUACUACGUUGGAACCUUUGGUAUCACUCCAAAAAGUUAUGACCAGGAAUAUUUGAAAAAAACUGCAAUCAAUGAAGACAGUUCUACUCGGUUAUGGUGGUUUCAAGUUUGCACUGAAGUUGCGUACUUUCAGGUGGCUCCCUCAAAUGAUAGCAUACGUUCCUCAAAAAUUGACACAAAAUACCAUUUGGACCUUUGCAAAAAUAUCUUUGGAGAUGGUGUCUUUCCUGAUGUUGAUGCCACUAAUUUAUACUAUGGAGGCACAAAAGUUGCUGGUUCAAAAAUAAUAUUUACAAAUGGCUCACAGGAUCCAUGGCGUCAUGCUUCGAAACAAACUUCAUCCCCUGAUUUGCCUUCCUACCUUAUCAAGUGUAAUAAUUGUGGCCAUUGUACUGAUUUGCGAGGGUGUCCUCAAUCUCCUUUGGUCAUUGAAGGCAAUGAGAAGAAUUGCAGUUCCCCUGAUGCAGUUCACAAAGUAAGGCAAAAGGUUCAAGAAGAUAUGGACUUGUGGCUAUCUGAGUGCAUCGAUUCAGGAAGAAGUUCUAUGUGAUUAAUUGCGUACAAGCGACAUCAUGAUACAAUAACUUAUGACCAUGAAAUAUAUCACCCUUUGUAUUAACUGAACAAUCAUAAGGCAGAAGAUAUGUGUACACGUAAUGCUUUUCCUAAGACAUUUCUUGUAUUGAGUGUAUGCUGAUUUCAUCCCCUGAUAAUAGUUCUGUUUCUUCCAUUUAUUGUAAAUUAACCCCAUUGUCUCAUCUUGUUAAUGUGUUUCCCACUUCUUUUUUUUAUAUUUUGGAUGGAUCCUACAUAUACUGCAACAAGAGUCUCAACAAUGCAGGUUGUUUGACUUGCUUAAA